This is a messenger RNA of Caenorhabditis elegans, 1526 nucleotides long. RefSeq names its product Protein lin-11 (gene lin-11). Gene Ontology annotation, cellular component: nucleus. The record is from RefSeq and is marked reviewed. Gene Ontology annotation, molecular function: zinc ion binding; DNA-binding transcription factor activity, RNA polymerase II-specific; DNA binding. Lineage: Eukaryota; Metazoa; Nematoda; Chromadorea; Rhabditida; Rhabditidae. Gene Ontology annotation, biological process: plasma membrane bounded cell projection organization; neuron differentiation; regulation of DNA-templated transcription.
CUUCGUGGUCGUUCUUCUUCUUCUUCUCCUCCUCCUUUUACUCCCUUCUCAAUGCAUUCUUCUUCUUCGUUCAUCAUCACCUCACUGGAAGAAGAGGAGAAGAAGCCUCCUGCUCAUCAUCUUCAUCAGCAGUCAAUUGAAGACGUCGGCAGUGUCACCUCAUCUGCCACGUUGCUGCUUCUCGACUCUGCCACGUGGAUGAUGCCAUCGUCAACGACUCAGCCGCACAUCUCUGAAAUUAGUGGAAAUGAGUGUGCCGCGUGUGCACAGCCUAUUCUUGACAGAUAUGUAUUCACUGUGCUCGGAAAAUGCUGGCAUCAGUCUUGUCUUCGAUGUUGUGACUGUCGAGCGCCCAUGUCAAUGACUUGUUUUAGUAGAGAUGGUCUUAUUCUGUGUAAAACUGAUUUUUCAAGGCGAUAUAGUCAACGGUGUGCCGGAUGCGAUGGGAAAUUGGAAAAAGAGGAUCUGGUGAGACGAGCAAGAGAUAAAGUUUUUCAUAUUCGAUGUUUUCAAUGCUCCGUUUGUCAAAGGUUAUUGGACACUGGUGACCAGCUUUAUAUCAUGGAAGGCAAUCGAUUCGUGUGUCAAAGUGAUUUUCAAACAGCAACCAAAACAUCAACGCCCACAUCGAUUCAUAGGCCCGUAUCCAAUGGAUCCGAAUGCAAUUCCGAUGUGGAGGAGGAUAAUGUGGAUGCUUGUGAUGAGGUCGGACUCGAUGAUGGAGAAGGCGAUUGUGGGAAGGACAAUUCAGAUGACUCGAAUUCUGCGAAAAGGCGUGGCCCUCGAACGACAAUUAAAGCAAAACAACUUGAAACCUUAAAAAACGCGUUCGCCGCAACACCCAAACCAACUCGACAUAUCCGUGAACAACUUGCCGCCGAGACAGGACUCAACAUGAGAGUCAUUCAGGUGUGGUUUCAAAACCGCCGAAGCAAGGAACGAAGAAUGAAACAACUUCGUUUUGGAGGAUAUCGUCAAUCCCGAAGACCACGCCGUGACGAUAUUGUAGAUAUGUUCCCGAAUGACCAACAAUUCUACCCACCACCUCCACCAUCAAAUGUUCAAUUCUUUUGUGACCCAUACACAACUUCUCCCAACAAUCCAGAAACCAUUCAAAUGGCUCCACAAUUUGCAGUUCCAACGGAAAAUAUGAACAUGGUUCCAGAGCCAUACACAGAACAAUCAGCGACCCCGCCAGAAUUCAAUGAAGACACAUUUGCAUGUAUCUAUUCAACAGACUUGGGAAAACCAACUCCGGUUUCAUGGUAGCCACUCGACCUCCCAACAAAUCCCACAUACAGGAGUAUUCCACGUUCGUGUAGUUUUUCUUCCUCGCAUUAUUUUAAAUUCUCAAAAAGCACUCACUUAAACAUUUUCCACACCGAUUUCCAAAUGCAACAAAAUCAACGAAUUCCUCUCAUUCAUGCCAAUCUAUUGUCAAUCUCUUGUGAUAUAAUUCCACUUUUUUCGAAUUGUUUUCAUUUUUAAGUUUUACUUUUUUUUCCGUAUAAAACCAUGUUUUGCUC